AUGCGACCGGAGCAGUGUGACACGUACACGGAGCUGUCCUCAGCCCCACGGGAGACGAAGGUAAUAUGCAAAUAUUUCGCCACGGGGGGCUGUAGCCGUGGGGCGGCUUGUGCCUUCUCUCACGUUCUUAACCAAAACGCACCUGAAGGUGUCGAUGCUUCGCGUGGCUUCUUUAUAUGUGGAAAUGUUGCCAACUUCGGAAGAACCACGGCGUUGCCAACAACUCAAUCCGUGCUGUCGUUGCCACCGAGUACAACACCGGAGGACUCUAGUAUCCUCGUGGAGCAGAUGUGUGCUGGUGCUCAACAGCUCCACGCACCAACGGCUGAACCUAAGUUAACACCCACAAUCCCUUCACUCCCAACCAUUGUUGAUGCUGGAACGGCUCGAGCAACUUACAGCAGUAUUCCGCCUGAAAGGUCCCUAAUCUGCUGUGAGGAGUCGUGGAUGCCGCAGCAACGACCCCUGGUGCCACUGAAUCACAGUCCUGUUGUCCACUUUGUUGCACCGCCGCCUGCUAUGGCGUUUUAUCAUCCAAUGCCGUACGUAUUGGUGGGGCAGGUUCCUUUGGGGUACUCUCUUCAGGGAAGCACCGUGAACAUAACCCGUGCGAAUUAG
Molecule: messenger RNA, 618 nt
Organism: Trypanosoma brucei brucei TREU927
Lineage: Eukaryota; Euglenozoa; Kinetoplastea; Trypanosomatida; Trypanosomatidae
Exons: 1
Coding region: 1-618 (205 amino acids)
Molecular function (GO): metal ion binding
Source: RefSeq, a predicted model, not a curated record